Molecule: messenger RNA, 1443 nt
Organism: Grosmannia clavigera kw1407
Lineage: Eukaryota; Fungi; Ascomycota; Sordariomycetes; Ophiostomatales; Ophiostomataceae
Product: actin filament organization protein app1
Exons: 3
Coding region: 1-1443 (480 amino acids)
Cellular component (GO): actin cortical patch
Molecular function (GO): phosphatidate phosphatase activity
Source: RefSeq, a predicted model, not a curated record
AUGGCAACGAGCUUUGCAGCAGGCGCAGACGAGGAUGUCACGACGGCUAGUCUGACGAGGUCAGCGCAGUCGUCGAGCUGUUCGUCAUCGACGUCGUCGUCGGCAGCGUCGGUCUCGGCGACGUCGCCGCUUUUCGCGCGGGCGCCGACGAUCGUGGCGCACGAGCUGCAGCGGCUGACGCGACAGCGCCGGCGGUUUGCCGAGUUUGAGGCCGGCUUGCCGGAGAUGCUGUCACAGGCGAGUGAGAAAGUACGGACGAUUUCGGGAAGUCCAGGGGACUUGGGGGGUGUGGAUGGUGCUGGGAGUCCGGGCAGUCCUCUGCCGGUGACAGACAAGGACAGUGUCUGGCUGUUAGACAAUGUAGCCUACCGAGAGGCGGACACGACGACGACGACUCCUGGCUGGCGGGCAGAGUAUGUGGUGGCUGUGCUGGCGCAGCAGCUGGCUGGCCCGGUCGGCGGCACGGUGGCGGCGGUGCAGGCGGUGGCAGAGCGGUUGGGACGUGGCGGCAGCGGGCCGGUGGACGAGGCCACGCUGCAGACGAUCCGGCGGCGGAUGCGGCCGUUUCUGCAGGCAGUGCUGCCGGGCCGACAGGUGCGGGCGCGCGUGGGCGACGACUGGCCGCUGGUGCUGAGCCCGAGCGACAGCGACGGCGUCAGCAGCGACGUACAGCGUCUGCCAGACAGCACGCGGGCCGGUGCUUUGGUGUCGACGACGGCGGAGGUACCAGCCGGCACGGACGGCGAGCUGUCGAUGCAGACGCUGUUUGCGGAGGGGACUGGCUGGGGGGUGAUAUCCGACAUCGACGACACGAUCAAGCGCACGCAGACGAGUGAUCCGGUCGGCAUCCUGCAGACGACGUUUGUCGACGAACCCGAGGCCAUUGCCGGGAUGCCGGAGCUGUACCGGUUUCUGGCCGAGGUCACGGCGCCGGCCGCGUCGGACGGCGGCAGCGCGGCGAUGACGCCGUUCUUCUACCUCUCGGCGUCGCCGUACAACCUGUACCCGUUUCUGCGACGAUUCCGCCAGCAGCACUACCCGCACGGGGCGCUGCUGCUGCGCGACGACUCGUCCAUGAGCGUGGCCGGCCUGCUGCGGACGCUGACGCUCGACACGCGGGACUACAAAGUGCAGCGCAUCGCCAAGGUGCACGGCUGGCUGCCACAGAAGACGAUGUUGUGCAUUGGCGACAGCACGCAGAGCGAUCCAGAGGCGUACGGAGAGAUCUACCGCUCCUUCCCCGGCUGGGUCAAAUUGAUCCUCAUCCGCAAGGUGGCCGACAUUGCGGCGGUCGGCCUGGCUGAGAAGAAUGAGCCGGCACGCUUCGAAAAGGCGUUCCAUGACAUGCCUACGUCUGCAUGGCACGUAUUCGAAGACCCAGCCGAGUGCUAUGCACACGUGCAGCGGGUGAUCGGCGGAGAAAUCCCCGAGACGGAAGCAUGA